CGACACGAACGCCGGCAUGGUCGACCAAAGCAGGCAGACAUAGCCUGACAUAACCUAACACGGCACAACAUACUCCCUCGUGCCCUUUCUGUCUCUUACCAUCUGCACUCGCCGCCGGUGACAAAGGCUUUGCUCGCCGCUGCGCCGACCGACGACGACGAUUAUUAUCAUCGCGCACACGACCGGGCGAUCGUCAUGGCUGGGCAACCCCCGCCGCCGAAAGACCGCUCGCACAUGCUUGGCCAACCCAUCCUGCCCAUCCGCCGCAAGUCUCUUGCGACCGGGCCCGCACAGUCGACAUCAUCAUCGCCAUCGCCACUCCAAGGGCUUCAACCGCCGCCCUCGCCAUCCGCAGCCACGCUCGCCGCCAGACGGCCCUCCACCGCCUCGACAGCCUCGACCUCCUCCCGCUCCUCACGCACCUCCCGCCGCGCCUCGCUCCCCCUCGGCCGCUUCCCUCCCGCCGCCACCUCCACCUCCUACGCUCACGCGCCGCCCUACUCCCAUUCCUCCUACUCCUCUUCCUCCUCCUCUUCCGCCAUGAUGCUCCCCGACACCACCGAGCUCUACUCCGGGCUCGCAAAGUACACCUUCGGUGCCGCCGCCGCGGGAGGCGAUGGAGGAGGAGAAGGAGGCGACCCGUACGACGCGGAGAACGAGACGGAGCGCGACCGCGUCGGUCCGCUGGAGGGCGGGAGCCGCUCGUCGCCGACGCUCCCGCCCCACCACCACUACCCCAGCCACUCGAAGCGGAGCAGCGCGGAGCGCACGCCGAGGGCGUCGAUCGCGUCCGUGACGUCCACCAUGCGGCGCUACUCGCUCGCGUCGCACACGCGCCGCCGGCACAGCCCGCAUCGCGAGGACGACGAGCGCUCGGGGUCGGACGACGAGGAAGAGGAAGAGGAAGAGGAAGAGGGUUCGGAGGGAGAAGACGGGGGGUCGUCGGAGGCGUCGCGCCGCAGGAGGGGGACGGGGACGGGGGCGGGGAAGGGGAAGGGGAAGGGGCGCGCGACGUCGUCCUCGCGGGAGAGCGAGAACAAGAGCACGAGCGACGAGUUUUUGAGCUCGGACGGGGACGGGGACGGCGAGCUCGAUACGGAUAUGGACGAGGUCGAGAUGCACCUCAGCGCGUUCCAGACGGGCAGGUUUGCGGACUCGGACGCGGCGAGCGUGAACACGUUCGGAGGAGGAGGAGGAGGAGGAGGAGGAGGAGGAGGAGGAAGGGGGAUGCGCAGGCCGGCCGGCUCGCGCGCGCCGUUCGUGGGCGAGGUCGGCGUCGCGUUCAACAGCGGCAUCUUUGGCGCGCAGCAGGCUCCGCCGGAGGGUUACGCGCCGUCGACGGCGUCGGCGCCGCCGUAUUAUGCGCGCAGGGGGAGUAUCCCGAUCGAUAUACCGGUCAGCCCGACGGACACGUCCGCGAUGGGCUCCGGGCCGGUCGCGGGUGUGGCGGGGAGGACGGGCGGGCCGGGCGUGGGGCAGGAUCCGCAGAGGGAGAGGGAGAGCCUCGCGACGCUCAGGAGGCCGUCGCGCUCGCUCGACGACGAUUUGAGGGCGUAUAACCUCGCGCGGGCGACCGCGGGCGAGACGCAGUGGGGGCGGGUGGAGGUGGGCGCGGGGACGACGGGGACGACGGGCAUGGGCGCGGGUGUGAGCACCGCGCUAGGGGGAGGAGGAGGCGGGGCGGGAGAAGGGGGCGAGGCGCAGGAAGGGGCGGCGGCGGCGGCGGACGAGGCGAGCUUCGGGUUCGAUAUGAACUAUAUCUUGGACGGGGUGAGCACCGGGCGGAGGCCGUCGUCGAUCUACGCGGGCGAUCGGGCCGGCGGGGGCGGGGGCGGGUUUGGUGGGUUCGGCGCGUUCGGCGGGUUGUGGGGAGGGGGUGGGGGCGGGGACGACCGCAGGCCGUCGACGGCGACGGUGGACGACACCUUCCUGCGCCAUGUCACCUACCACGAUCCGGAGUAUAAGCAGGGCCAGCGCGAUUGGGCGUUUACGCGCGAGAAAGCGGAGGGGCAGAAUCCGGGGGUGGGGGUUGAGCUCGGACCGAGUCAUCGGGCGGGGAGUAUCGCCGGAGGGGUGACGGGCGUGCAGAGGAGCCAGGGGAGGAUGACGAUGACGGUCGGGACGCAGGAGAUUUGGAGGUGCGCGUAUGUUGGCCGGUUCAAGGUCGACCGGCUGCUGCUCAAGGAUGCGCACGGAGCAGUGGACCCGACCAAGCCCGCGCAGCAGCGGCUCAGCAUCCGGCACAUCCCCGACCCGUACUCGAAGGGCAACACCCGCGGCGGGCCGGCGAUCAUCGUCCACAAGCACUCGCGCGCGAACGCGUUCUCCGUGUUCCGCGCGUACGACCUCAUCCGGUCCUCCGCCGGCGGGCGCGGGGUGCAUAUGAACACGAGCACGAGCAUCCUCCUCGCGCCGCGCAAGGUGCAGCAGCAGUACACGAGCACGCGCACGACGAGCAAGCUCAACUCGCACGGGUUGCUCGCGGAUCGGCCGCCGGCGGAGGGGGCGCAGACGGCGAGCGCGGGGAGCGGAGGGGGUGUGGGCCGGACGAGCACGAGCAGCAGCGCGAGCGGGCAUGGGUACGGGUUUGAGGGGAGGAGGAAGAGCACGAGUCGGCAGAGGAAGGAGAGGGAGGAGCGAGAGCGGAAGGAGCGCGAGAAGAGGGAGAGGAAGGAGAGAAAGGAGAGGGAGAAGAAGGAGAAGAAGGAGAGGGAGAGGGAGAAGCGGGAGAAGGAGAAGGAGAAGGAGAAAUUGAGCACGGGCGAGAGCGAGGGCGGGUGGAAGUUUGCGCGGAGGUACUCGAUGAAGAAGGCGGCGACGCCUCCGCCUGCGACGACAACCCCGCCUCCGCCUCCGCCGCCGCCGCCAGUGGCGAUGACCCCACAGCCGCCCCCGGCCCAGCUUCCACCGUUGCCCUCAAGCUCGUCCUCGACGACGGCCUACUCGCCGCCGGCCAUCAGCGUCUCAUCCGCGCCGAGCAGCUCGAAGAGCUCGUCAAUGGAAUACUCGCAACCCUCCGUCGCGUCCUCGCAGCAGUCGUUCCAGCAGUCGACGUACGCAGGUUCCCUGCGCGAGCGCGAUGAGAUCGAUCUCGACGAUGACGACGAUGAUCUCGAAGGGCGCCAUUACCACAAGACGAGCCACGCCGAGGCGUUCACCGCGCUCGACUCGAGCACGAUCGAGUAUAUGCGCACGCGCACGGAGAGCAGCAGCCGGCACGAAGACGGGACGAGCAUCGGCCAGCGUCUCAAACGCGCGAUCAUCGGCCCGAGCGGGAGUAGGAGCUCUGGGCGCGUGCAGGCGCCGCCGCCGCCGGCGAGCGCGGCGCUCGAGGGCAAGUACGACCCGCCGUGGAUGACGAUGGCGCCCCGUACGAAGGUGGAGGAGCACGAGCGCGUGCUGCACCACCUCAACGAAUCCUUCAAGGACGUCGGCCUCCUUCCAAGCAAGCCACCCAAGUCGCGCACGCCGCGCGACGCAGCGGCACCACGGCGCGGGAGUCGCACCGACGCGGACGUGUUUGAAGGCAUACCCGACGACUCGCUCUACAUGCUCCUCCCGCUCUGGCCGGGCGAGACCGACGCGCAGGCGCCGGCCGAGCCGCCGGUGCACGUCCCCGUCGACGAGCGGCUGUACCUGCUCGUGUACUACACCAUGUUCGAGGACAAACCGGGCGAAGACGGCAAGAAACGCGCGCGGAUGCCUCCGCCGGCUGGCGGCGGCGGCGGCGGCGGCGGCGAACACGUGCGCUCGCGCUCGCGCUCGAGCAUGAGCCAGAACAUCAGCGCCGGGCGGGCGUUCCGCGCGUCGGCGCGCAUCGUCUCGUACGACGACGUGCGCAGCUCGGGCAUCCGUCUGCCGGCGGAGGGCCUCGCGGUCACGGGCGCGCUGUCGGAGGCGCGCGCGAACGCGCCGCCGCGUCCGGCGGAGAAGGAGCGCAUCGCGGAGGUGAUCGCGUACUGCACGAGGCGCGAUCAGGGCGUGUUCCUCGUGCCCGAGGGCCUGCUCAAGCUCGGGCUCUGCCUCCCGCUCGACACGGUCGACCAGACGCCGCCGCCGGUGGAGGGGUUCCAGGAGCCGGAGUAUCCGCAUGCGGGCGUGAUCAACAUCCCGCCGCUGAACCCUAUAGGGCGGGCGGCGGUCGAGAUGGCGUGGCUGGGGUGCAUGGCGCUGUCGAGCUUUGGGGGGGCUUGAUCAAUGGAUCAGUAGGGCUUGUAGCAACUGUUUCUUUACGACAUUUUGUACGAGGUAGUCCGUGUUCUCUCUGGGUUAUGGUACGUAACAUCAAAGCGGC
Messenger RNA from Punctularia strigosozonata HHB-11173 SS5, 4294 nucleotides. RefSeq lists its product as uncharacterized. Gene Ontology annotation, biological process: actin filament polymerization. Gene Ontology annotation, molecular function: actin binding; microtubule binding. The coding region runs from base 2104 to 4194 and encodes 696 amino acids. The transcript has 3 exons. The record is from RefSeq and is a predicted model, not a curated record. Lineage: Eukaryota; Fungi; Basidiomycota; Agaricomycetes; Corticiales; Punctulariaceae. Gene Ontology annotation, cellular component: cytoplasm; actin filament.